Messenger RNA from Euleptes europaea (tarantolino), 1746 nucleotides. RefSeq names its product tigger transposable element derived 5 (gene TIGD5). The transcript has a single exon. Bases 1 to 1746 code for a protein of 581 amino acids. The record is from RefSeq and is a predicted model, not a curated record. NCBI's taxonomy places the organism in Eukaryota, Metazoa, Chordata, Lepidosauria, Squamata, Sphaerodactylidae. Gene Ontology annotation, cellular component: nucleus. Gene Ontology annotation, molecular function: DNA binding.
AUGGCUUUCCGCCGCGCCUACUCCAUCAAGGACAAGCUGCAGGCCAUCGGACGCAUCAAGAAAGGCGAGCGGCAGGCCUCCGUGUGCCGAGACUUCGGGGUGCCCGGCGGCACCCUGCGCUGCUGGCUGAAAGACGAGCGGAAGCUGCGCUGGUUCUUGGACCAGCUGGGCGGGGAGGUGGGCACCCACCGCAAGAAGAUGCGCCUGGCCAACGAGGAGGAGAUCGACCGGGCCGUCUACUCCUGGUUCCUCGCCCUGCGCCAGCACGGUGUGCCCCUCUCGGGCCCUGUCAUCCAGGCCCAGGCGGAAGCCUUUGCCCGGCAGAUCUACGGCCCCGAGUGUACCUUUAAGGCCAGCCACGGGUGGUUUUGGCGAUGGCAGAAGAGACAUGGCAUCUCCAGCCAGCGCAUUUAUGGCGAGGCAGGGGGUGGCAUUGGCGUGGCGGGCGAUAGCCCUGCCCUCAAAGCCAAAGUGCAGCCUGGUCGGCCCUCUUUAGCCUCCUCUGACCCUCUUCCAUCGCUCCCCCCAUCCCCGGACAUGACUCCCUCCGACGGGGGAGGCUACACUGAUGAACAGAUCUACAACACCAGUGUUACCGGGCUCUACUGGAAGCUGCUGCCGGGCCAACUCCAAACACAGGGGGCAUGUGGUAGCCCACAAACUCCUGCACGUUCCCAGUCACGGGGGAAAGACCGUGUCACGGUGCUGCUAGCUGCCAACCUCACUGGCUUGCACAAGCUGAAGCCACUAGUGGUUGGAGACCUGCAGGACUCUCCCUGGCUCUGUCGCCAUGAUCUCCCAGCUUGCUAUCGCUACAGUGUCGGGGCCCGCCUUGGUCCUGCCCUUCUCCGUCUCUGGUUCUUUGAAGACUUUGUCCCCGCCGUGAAAAGUUUCUUACACCGUCACUGCCUCCAACAGAGAGCUGUGUUACUGCUCAGCUGCCCUCCAUCUUUUUGGGGCGGUGCUGAGGAUCCGCCCCAGGUGCAGACCCCGGACGGUUCCAUCCGAGCCCUCUUCCUCUCCAAGACAGUCGGGGGCUUGUCGGGAGGAGGCAGGCACAUCUCUGCCCCGCUGGGGCAAGGUGUGGUGUCCACCUUCAAGCAGGUGUACAAACGGGAGCUACUUCGGAUGGCUGCAUCAUGCGCGGUGGGAGAAGGGAAUUCGGAAGAGCCCGACCAACUUGGCAUGGGUGGGCUUCUGGACUUCGCCCAGUCCUUCCUUCUCAAGGACCUGCUAAACCUCGCUGCUUUCUCUUGGGACCUCAUCCCUGCGGGCACCAUUGAGAAAUGCUGGCUCCUCGGCUUACGGGCAGCCUUUGAGCCCAACCCUGGAGAGGAAGAAGAACAAGGGGAGGCCCCAGGUAGCACAAACAACUCGUCCUUUGGCGACCUCGCUUACCUGGCUGCCCUUCUGGGCAGGCGCCUGGCUCCAGAGGAGGUGGGGGAUUGGCUCCAUGCAGAUGACGUGGUCAUAGACAUCAGGGAAGGGGAGGAGGGAUCUUUGGGUUGGGAAGAUGAGGAGGAUGAGAUGAGAGGGGAUCAGGAGGUUGAGGAAGGAGAUGAUCUUCCGGUUCCCACAUCCCAGGAAGCUAUCCAGGGCCUGCAGAAGGCCUUGCGCUGGCUGGAGUGCCAGGACCGCCAGCGAGUGGGCCCCCACAAGCUGGUACAGCUGCGUUCCUUCAUCAGCAUGGCUCGGCGGCUGCGCCAGCCACCUAUUCCAUGCCUCAGCAAGGGCCAAAGCAGGUGA